AUGGAGAAUAUAUUGUCCCAACAACAAAAUCAACACACUGAUCAUUCUAAAAUUGAAGUUAUUUUCAACAACAUUAAUCGUCCUGUCACUCUUAAGUUUGAGAAUGUUGUUUACAAGAUCAAUCUCGUGAAAGAAGGGUGUUUCAAGAAUUCACCUAAAUCAAAUGAAGAGAAAAUAAUCUUGAAGGGCGUCUCGGGGAUCGUUUCUCCAGGUGAAAUGCUGGCGAUAUUAGGCCCUUCAGGAAGUGGAAAAACAACUCUGCUAACAGGACUCGGAGGCAGGCUCGUUAAUGGGCAUCUCAAAGGCGUUAUAACGUAUAAUAACAAGACAUUUUCCAAUGCCAUGAAUCGUAACACGGGCUUUGUUACUCAAGAUGAUGUUCUUUACCCUCACCUUACAGUGUCCGAAACACUUGUGUUCACUGCUCUCCUUCGUUUGCCUAAAACAUUUACAGUUGAGGAGAAAACCGCGCAUGCUGAAGCAAUUAUAACUCAACUUGGAUUGACAAAGUGCAAGGAUAUCAUCGUUGGAGGUCCAUUUUUGAGAGGGAUAUCGGGUGGGGAGAGGAAAAGAGUAAGUAUUGGACAAGAAAUGCUUAUUAACCCGAGUUUGUUGUUCUUGGAUGAACCAACAUCAGGGCUUGAUUCUACUACAGCGUUAAGGAUUGUGUCGACUUUAAGGGAUUUAGCAAAGGGUGGAAGGACGGUUGUGCUAACGAUACAUCAACCUUCGAGUAGGCUGUUUUACAUGUUCAAGAAAGUGUUGUUGUUAUCCGAAGGAAAUCCCCUGUAUUUUGGCAGAGGAGAAGAUGCUAUGGGAUAUUUUUCAGGCAUCGGAUUUUCCCCGUUAGUUGCUAUGAAUCCCUCAGACUUCUUGUUGGAUCUUUCAAAUGGUAUACUUUCGGAUGAUCCUCGCGUAUUAGCAGAUACUCCUAUAGAAGAUCCAGCUUCAAUCAAGAAAACUUUGGUAACUGCUUUCAAAACCAAUCUAGUGGAGAACAUGAAGGAGCAAUUUCAAGAAUCUGACGUUCAUCAGGUUGUGGAGAAACUACAUGAGAAGAAAUUUACUCAAUGGUCGAAUACCUGGUGGCAGCAAUUCGCAGUGUUGUUUAGAAGAGGGAUGAAAGAACGAAAACACGAGUCCUUCUCUAGCCUCAAGGUUGGAGAGGUCUUGGUGGUGGCUUUCUUGUGUGGAUUGUUAUGGUGGAAAUCUAAUAACAUUCAAGAUCAGGUUGGACUUAUGUUCUUCUACACUGAUUUCUGGUCAUUUUUCCCCUUGUUACAAGCUAUUUUUACCUUCCCACAAGAGAGGAUGAUGUUGGAGAAAGAAAGAUCAUCAGGCAUGUAUAGACUCUCCGCGUAUUUUAUGGCUAGGACUAUAGGUGACCUUCCAAUGGAGCUAGUCCUUCCAACUAUUUUCACCGUUAUAACAUACUGGAUGACUGGCCUAAAACCAUCCGCGUUGAACUUUUUCUCUACCUUAUUCAGCAUCCUCUACAAUGUAUUAGUCUCCCAAGGCCUCGGGCUAGCUCUUGGUGCAAUGAUCAUGGACCAAGAAUCAGCUACUGUACUCGGUUCAGUCAUCAUUCUAUCGUUCACCUUAGCAGGAGGGUACUUCGUUCAACAUGUCCCGUGGUUCAUUUCCUGGAUAAAGUACAUAUCGAUUAGCCAGUACACGUAUAAGCUCUUGUUGGGGUCACAGUAUAAUCAUGGGGAAACGUAUUCAUGUGGCAUAAACGCGACGUGUCUGGUUGAAGAUUUUCCUACCAUAAAGACUAUAGGGAUUGGAGGUAAAGGCAUUUCAAUGGUUGCAUUGGCUGUUAUGUUUUUUGGUUAUAGGUUCUUGGCUUAUGUUGCUCUUAUGAGGGUUGGUGUAACAAAGAAAUAGAUUUUGCUUUACUCAAAAGAGUGUA
Solanum tuberosum (potato) is the source of this 1912-nucleotide messenger RNA. RefSeq names its product ABC transporter G family member 9. Bases 1 to 1887 code for a protein of 628 amino acids. The record is from RefSeq and is a predicted model, not a curated record. The transcript is spliced from 4 exons. Gene Ontology annotation, molecular function: ATP hydrolysis activity; ATP binding; ABC-type transporter activity. Gene Ontology annotation, cellular component: plasma membrane. Gene Ontology annotation, biological process: transmembrane transport. Lineage: Eukaryota; Viridiplantae; Streptophyta; Magnoliopsida; Solanales; Solanaceae.